Molecule: messenger RNA, 7358 nt
Organism: Harpia harpyja (harpy eagle)
Lineage: Eukaryota; Metazoa; Chordata; Aves; Accipitriformes; Accipitridae
Gene: CARD19
Product: caspase recruitment domain family member 19
Exons: 7
Coding region: 3757-4335 (192 amino acids)
Biological process (GO): regulation of apoptotic process
Cellular component (GO): mitochondrion
Source: RefSeq, a predicted model, not a curated record
AAGGCUCUUGACUUCUGGUUACUAACUUGCCAGUAGCAGCAGCAGCGGGUGGCAGUGGGGGAGGGCGGCAAGUCGUCUUUCACCUCUGUAUCACCGCUUCCAGCUCAGAGGAGCAGAGCCGUUGCUCUUCAUCGGGGGUGCAUUUGGUAACCAGUGCAAUCUCAUCAUCUCAGACCAUUUCUCUGCAGCCGGAUUCCUUCUUAAAUCCUCAGCAGACCUUUCUUGGGCUCUUGAAAGGGAAAAGCCAAAACCUAAAUUAGCGUUAAGCUAACAUUUUGUUGAGAGACUUUUCCAGCUCUUUGCUGAGGUGCUUCAGCAGGGAGUUUGUAUGGACGGGUACAAAUGGCAGGUCACGUGCCUUCAGGUUUUGGUUGUCAGCUUGCCUUUACAAAGUUGAUGAAAGUCAUCCAGGAGUUUUACAGGAAGUUGCCACCUGUGUUUGCGCUGCACAGGAGCAGAUACCAUUGAGGUUUUUGGAAUUGAUGUUUACAAAUUAUGUGUGUUGUUACAGAGAAUGUCAGAGGGAUGUGGUGGGUUUUGUGUCUGUUGUAUUUAAAUUUAUCUGCUUGUGAUGAUCCUGUCUGUUUGCUUGGUAAAUUGAAGGAGGCUUUUAAGGGAAAAACAAACAGAAGAUGAAACCGUAAUAAAGAUGCAGUGGUGUCAGAGAUGGUAUCAAGAGUCCUUACGUAAAUAUUGGUGGAGUUAUUAAUUGGAAAGGUCUACCUGCCUGACUUAAGGCAGUUAGCAGUAUUUAUGCUCUUGGGGCCCAAGCAUGGAUGAGGGUGCUUAUGUGUCACAGCCACAAUGAGGAGAGGCUGAUCGCAGCCUACAAAUUUGAAAUGCAGCUGUAUUUAUUUAUUUACUGUGAUAAACAUGAGGUGGCAAUGCAGACCCCAGCCUAAGGUGGCAGGUCUGUAGGGCCAUGUGGUUUUAUCCAGAAGGGCAGAGCAAGUAGAUCACAGAGGAGCAUAUGCAGGGGACUGCGAGAGACAAUAUCCCAUUAGACAUUCCUUGUACAGAAAACAACGUGGGGUCUUUUAUGGUAAGAAUAAUUAAGCAGAAUCAAAAUUACAAAGGGGUUUUUGACAGCCACUCUAACCUGAAGGUUAGGUUUUGUGUUAUCAGCGUGUUGUGCCAGUGGCUAGUACCACCUUUCAGGGACCAGACACCUCACCACAGGCGUAUGGAGCAAGAGUGCCAACGCCACAGCGCUUGUCUGAUGUCCUGGCUGCUGCCAGGGUCUGGCGUGCUGGUGCCUAGGUCAGGAGUUGUCUCUGAAAAACUCUCGGUGAACACACUCUGCUGUUAAAUUAGGAAGAGCUUUGGGAAGGGUGGCUGUGUCGCCCUUGAUGUUUUUUCUGCAGGAGUGUAGAAGACAGUCUGGCAUGUUACGGUCACAUACGAUCAGAUUUUUGAUGAGCCUUGUUACUUCCAAGAGCAGAAUAUAUUUCAACAGCCUUAAAAUGCCAGCACUUAGUAUAAUGGCUGGGUCGUUCUGCAGCUAUUGCCAAAAACCUAAUUGCCCAUUUGGAAGGAAGAACAGAGAUGUGUCAUUUUAUGAAAGGUUGCAAUGGGGGCAAUUUUUACCUGCAGGUGAAAAAUGAUGAGUGUGUUGCUUUGUUACUGUCAUUUGCUGCUUGCGCAUUUAUCAUCACUGUGUUUAUGUAUUUUAUUCUCUGUUUGAGGAGCUGCUGGCUACAAAUAACCAGUAAUCUCUUGGUUUUCUCUGAUAUCUCUUAAUUAUACGUGUACUUCCUUUCCUUCUGUGUGUGCGGUCAGGUGCAGGCUGUGUAUGUUAGCAUGGCAUGCAUAUGCUGUAUGCCAGAGGCCUUUUGUGCUUUCAGUAAGAGAAAAAAGCAGUUGUGUGUGAUGUGUCAUGGGCUUAUAGUAAUUAUAAGUCAAUAACGUGAAUCAUGUUUUCUUCUCAACUGUCAAAAAACAGUUCCUGGGUUUCCUGCCUGUCUCUUUGACAAGUUUACAUUUCCUCUCAGUAAGGAAAAUACCGACCUUUUUUUAAGCAAACUUUAGGUCAGCCUCAGUGAUGUGGUAUCCAGUCUUAGCUGUAUUUGCUGCCUCUCUUCAGUGAGGCUGAGCUCAGUACACUGCCAACCCUCCAGCUACGUCGAAGCCUGCAGACUCCUCCGCUGCAGCUACGUGCUUGAGCAAACCUGCAGCUGGGUCCAAAGCCUGUGGACAGGAUUAAGCCCAGUUAGAUUAAUGUUCUGGUGGAGGAGAAGGUGUAACUGCCGUAACAGCAAAUUACAAAUUCGGAGUUAGAUGCAAUCCUCGUGCAGUCUGAGGGCUUUAAAAUGCCUGGCAAUGCCAUGCCUAUGCUGUAAGCUGUGGUUAAUUGACCUGGUCUCCUGAUUUUGCUGCUCUGAACUUCCUAGGCAAGUACCGGCUAAUGGCACGACUGUCCUCUUAAUGCUGGGGUGACUCCUGCUUAAAACCAAAAUCUUAGCAAGAAGAUUUUAAAUUUUCCUUGCAAUAACUGUCAUCUCUUUGAGGCAGUGAGAUAAAAGGUGGAUAGGCAAAAUACCCCAAAUAGCUGCUCCCUAAAUUCUUAAGACCUUGACAGCACAUCAGUAGGUUGCUGCCAUUGCGAAGUUACCUGGUUUGGGGUUUCUGUUACUUGAAAAUGUAAAUAAUGGGCAUGUUCAAUACUAUGUUCAAUGCUGCUUGUGAACAGUGAUUAUAAAACCUCAUAGCACGGACAUGAUUGUACACCCAUAACUGGGCCAUGACUGGCAGGGCAUGGGAGCAGGUCUGUGCCAUAACAAAGCUGCCACAGCUGCUGGGGCAAGCUGAGCAUCGUGUGGUGGCUUCAAAUGCACACGUGUGCUUUCCAGAUACCCUUAUCACUCCAAAGCAGGGUGCCACGUUCCAGCCGCUAGGAUUGGUGGGGCUUUUUUUGUUUGUUUUCUUUAAAUUUAGUAGCUGGAGCACAAUUCUGCACUGGUGGGUGGUGUUGGUGGGAAGUUUCACUUCUCUGGUCUAGCAGAAGCCUGAAGGCAGUUCCUUGUGUGCUUUGGGCAGAGAUUUCUCAGAGUUAGAGGCGAGAUGAAACAUUUCAGAAGAGGGAAUUGAGAUACUGGAAAUUACUUCUGCUCUGCUUUUAUUGAGCUAGUGUUGAGCUUGAUAACCUCUCUUCAGGAAAUUUUGAACCUUGCACCACAUCCUAAAUACUGAACUGAAGUCAUUUGGAGGAGGUGAAGGUGCAGGCAGGUGAAAUGUCUCUGUGGGGAUGGGGAGGAAGCAGACUGCUUCAUGGGUGCAUCUUAAAAAUGGAGCAUCCCAUAGGAUGGGAGAAGUGUCUUGCAGAUGCCUGAGCCAGGUGUAAGACCUGUCCUUGGUAGGCACAGUUUAGCAGUAGCCAGAGGGGCCAAGAGCAUUGUCUCAUUCUCUUCUCCUGCCUUUUGGCUUAGAUGGGAAGAAGACAUAGCCACCCCUGAAAUCUCAGAGAGGCUUAUGCCCCAUAAUACAGUGCACCAGCGCGCAGGUUUCAGAUGGCAGCAAAAAGCCCUCGUUUGCAGAGGGUACAGAGUUGUUGGUGACACUGAGAGUCACUACAAAUCAUGUAGCUGAGGCAGAAGAAGGAGGAGGAAGCUGCAGGGGUUGUGGCACUUCAUUCCCCAAAAAGUAUUUGCAUGAACAGACACAACUUCACAGUCUCCUGGUCCUUGCCUCAGCCUUUUGUGCACGCCUGUGAGUUGAUUUGAAGAGGAGAAGUUUGAUCUCAGCCCUGAAUCAGAUAACAUGGAGCUUCUUGCAACAAAAAGGAAUUGCACAGCAAAUCAGUCGUAUUGUCAUCGGCUGCAGCACGACAUGUAUUUUCUUACAAGCAACAGCCGACUGAAUGAGCAAGUGGUUGAUAAAAUUAUUCUUCAGCUUAACAGAGUCUACCCUCAAAUUCUUAGCAAUGCAGAAGCAGAAAAGUUCAGGAAUCCAAAGGCAUCACUCCAUACCAGACUUUCAGAUCUGAUAAAGCACCUUCAAAAGAAAGGAGACAGACACUGUCAAGAGUUUUACAGGGCUCUGCAGAUCAAUGCUGAUGAGCUGUAUAAUGACCUGCCAAGCAGGAAAAUCUUGAAAACCACAGAUUCCACAGAGAUAGACACUGACAAGGAGAAAUAUAUGCUAAAUGACAGGGGUCCAGUGUUUUUCCUCGCUUGUUUUAGCGUUGCUGCAGGAUUUGCAUUAUUUUGGUAUUGCUGUAACUCAGAUACCAAAGUCGUAGGAAGAGCCAGGAGAAUCUUGGGCUUUUCUCCUAUUAUCAUAGGAAGACACGUUAGAAAUAUUUGUAUGUUGUAUUUGGAAGACAUAUCAAGAAAUUAAGGAAAAGCUGCCUCUUCACUUGUCUGUACAGUAUACCUGCCAAGGGAAGACAACAGUGCAUGAAUAUUAAUGUAUUAUACUCUUAUACCAAAGAUUUUAUUAACUAGCUUCAUCAAUAAUUGUGUUGCCUCAAGAUGUAUUCAGAAUUUCAGCUAUAUAUGUCCUUCCUUAUGGGAAUGGACCAUUUAUUUUUGUAAAUGCUUAUUUUAGAAUAUUUAUCAUUUGGAUAAAAAAUAUUUUUAAUACAAACUUUAAAAUGAUAUCCUAAGUGAUCAUGGGUCUUAAGCCAUGUUUGCAUAUGUGUUUUAUACUGGAAUGAAGGAUCACAACUGUUUUAAGGAAUGCUAGCCUGUCUUUUGUGAUAAUUAAUUUAAGAAAAGCACUUAAAAAAACACAUGUACUCAAAGCCUUACUAAGAAAAGGAUCUCCAUCUCAGGAUUUUCUGUUUUGUCUAGAACCUUUAUACUUACUGCCUGAGCUCAGGUGGGCACUAGCACCUACGAAGUUUAUCAGUGCCGGUUACCUUUGUGUAUGCCAAGUACUUGCUGUGUUUUCUAAUUCUCUUCGUGCCUCAUCCCAGCCUGCCUUGUUCAUGUUCACACUCAGCUGUUGGGCACGGUUUGAAUGCUUUGGAGCUGGUGCAGACUGGUUCUCAGCCCGCUGAGGGUCCCAGGGACUAGAAUGUCUGAUCUGAAGCACUUCAAACUACCAAGAUUUUUCAGAUUUAUUCAGCUUUUCCUUUUCCAGUAAAGUGUUUUGCCGUCUGUAUAUUUAAGAAACUGAAGUAAUCCAAGAUACUUUGCAGGGACUUAAGUGCCAUGACAUGGGGCUUUUUUUAUGGCCAAGAAUAUGUAUACUUACUUGAAGAGCCUGAGGUUGUUCUUAAUGUCAUUUGAUGAUGUUAUGUUUUUCUUCUGUGAGUUGAAACCUGAAAAACUUGCAGAAACCAUUGUAAGACUAAAAUUCUUGAGGGAGAUGCAGGGCGUCAGGGCUGCAAGUGAAGCAGCUUGGGGUUUCUUAGCUUGCUCCUGCCUAGCUCAGUACAAAUGGCUUUCUUCUUCCAGAUGGGAGGUGCAGUAGUUCUGAAAAAUGACAUUUUCAGUGGACAGUUCUUCAGUUACCCGCUCAAGAGUGUAAGGAGCUUGGGGAGACCAUGUCCCUGUACGUGGUGAGAAGGAUACUUUGUGGCUCUUCAUUCACUGACUGAAUGAAGAGAUUUCCAGAUCAAAUCAAAUGUCACCUGAAUAAAAGUUGCAGCUACAUCACAAGUUGCCAUGCACUGGAGGAUCCCAUGCGAAAUUUUCAGUCAUUUGGAGUGGUUUUCUCGAAACAGACUGAAAAUUGUCUUCUGGCUUUAAACUUUAUUCACGCUAUAAAGACGUCAUCAUCUUCUCCAAAGCAAAUCAUCUUGUAAUAACUGUAUUUCCUUCCAGGGCAACACUCAACCUGAUACAGUAGCAAACAUAUAAUGUAGAGGAGGAAUUGGGUACAGGGCUAAAUUUUAAAAUAAAAGACCCAAAGAGUAUUUGUGGGAAAUGUCUUGAGAGAUGAAAAAGGGCUCAGAGGACUCUGAUUUUACUCUUCUGAUAAAGUGUUUUUACCUACGGCAUUGGAGUGUGGCUGGGACGUGAGCCAACCCUGUGUAUAGGUAGCCACAGUCUUCAUUAGGUCAAAUCUCAAGAACAGACGGUGCGUCUUCGUGGCCAUCGCUGGUGUGAGUGCAGCUCAUCUCGAAACACCCAAGUGAAAUUGGACAGGCUACAGGGGUAACACUACAGCCACACUGUAAGUCAGCACAAGCUGUUUGGUUUAAGCACUUAUUCUGGCUCUGCCGAGCUCCAGGUUGCUGGGUUUACACUGCGAAUGGUGCCUCCACCAGCCACGUUAAAGCUGGCUUGGCUAUUUUUACACAGCUGCAGCUGCUCCUUUGACUGCGGAGCUGGCGUUUCCCUAAAAGCUCCCCCGGUGUAACUGUGCAGCGCACUACAGAAGAGUUUUCUGCAUAGACAGGCAGACAUACCCCAAGAUCAGCAGUGGGCCGAGGGAUAUUAUAAACACUUAAUAGCCUGAUUGCUGCGGUGUAAAACGUGGAAUGAGAAAAAUGCCAUGCGAACAAAAUAACACCCAGCAGAGCAGUUUAUUUAGACUUCUUUUCCCCUGCCUCUACCCCACCAGCUCUUGCAUCUCUUCGAUCUAAUCUCCAUGGGGCCUCUUAUUAGGGAGAAAACGGUGACGGAGCUGAGCACAUUUCCUACAGAACUGGCUAACUGCGAGGCUCUGCUGCCCUUGUUACACAACGAUCUGCUGUUGUGCUGCCUUCCGUCUUGGGAAGUGCUUUAAUUAUAUUCUGUUUUCUCUCUGCCUUGCCUUGUGUUUAAGGUGACAACAGGUUGGGGUUUUUUCUCCAGCAAACCAGCUGUAAUUUACAACAUUUGAAAUGAAAUGUUCCUUUCCCCGCUGCUGCUUACUUCCUAUAGCAGCCCCUUUUUAAGGGACUGGAAAAAAUGCCUCUGAAAUCUAAAGGGGUUUUAAAUCUUUGCCUUGAAGCCAACUUUGAAACCUCAUUAGAGGAACGGUUUUCCAUUUUACACAAAAACCCAUUAUUCAAAGUAAUCGCAACAGUCACAUGUCAUUUUAAAGCAGAAACGGAGGCCUUACUGCUGCUAGGCAGAUUCUUUCUGUUUAGAUUACCCACCAUGUUACCCUUUGAAUAACAGGUUGCAAAUUGUUGUGAGCUGUUACUGAAACCUACAGAAAUUACCGGUGCCUUAUUUAAUCUGAAGGUGAGAAUCUGCUAUGCUUACUGGUUCAAGGAUGCCUUGCAGUGCCAGGAGGCCUCUCAGGUCGAUCAGGUUGCUCCAUGAGCAUGCUGGGUGUGCAGUAGGACAUGGUCCUCUCAGUUCCUUAAACUGAGUGGCUUUCUUGAGCCUUGAAAACCAUACAGAAUAGGAAAGUUUACUAAAGGCUAUGGCUAUAUUUCUUCCCUUUCUGAGGUUGCUUGAGAUGAGGAUGCCUCUCGGGGG